Candoia aspera is the source of this 5304-nucleotide messenger RNA. Its product is annotated as cholesterol transporter ABCA5-like. The coding region runs from base 11 to 4945 and encodes 1644 amino acids. Gene Ontology annotation, molecular function: lipid carrier activity; ATP binding; ATP hydrolysis activity. The record is from RefSeq and is a predicted model, not a curated record. The transcript has 38 exons. Gene Ontology annotation, cellular component: membrane; late endosome. NCBI's taxonomy places the organism in Eukaryota, Metazoa, Chordata, Lepidosauria, Squamata, Candoiidae. Gene Ontology annotation, biological process: transmembrane transport; lipid transport.
GACACACAAGAUGUCCACAGAUGCUCCAAGACAAGAAGGAGUGUGGCGACAAACUAGAGUUCUUUUAUACAAGAACUGCCUAAUUAAAUGGCGGACAAAAAGGACUAGUAUUCAGGAAAUCCUCAUCCCUCUUUCCUUACUAGGUUUGCUAAUCAUUAUAAGCAUGAUACAGCCAAACAAAAGACAUGGUAGGAUGCCUGAUGCCGUUCUUUAUUCUACAAAUCGCUCAAGCAUUUCUGAGUUUAUUGUUGGCUACACACCAGUAACUAAUGUGACUAGAAAGAUCAUGCACAAAGUGUUUGCAGAAUACUGCCCAGAAGGAAAAGAUGCACAAGAAUUUCUGAAUGAACAAGAAAUGAAAGAAGCUAGCCUUCUUAGCCCAGAAAAGUUUAUAGGUAUAAUUUUCAAGGAUUCUAUGUCCUACCAUCUCAGAGUUCCUCGACAAUUGAUUCCAGUAUCUUCAAGCCAUUUAGAAUUAAAAACUAGUUGUUCGAGACCUUCUGAAAUGUGUGAAGCUGAGGUAUACUGGUACUAUGGAUUUACAGCACUACAGAUCUGCAUUGAUGCAGCAAUUAUACAGGUUAAGACCAAUCAUUCCAUUUUGGAAGGCCUAGAGGAAACAGAAGCUGUCCUAAUGGGAAAAUCUGCUGCAGUAGAAAUUGAUUAUUUUCUUUGCGGAGUCAUUCUGAUUUACUUAGUGAUUGCUUUUUCGCCGUUUGGGUAUUACUUGACAAUCCAUAUCAUGACAGAAAAAGAGAAGAAAUUGAAAGAAUUUUUAACAGUCAUGGGACUUCAUGACACGGCAUUUUGGCUGUCUUGGGUCUUACUAUACUCCAGUCUGAUAUUUGUUAUGUCCCUUCUCAUGUCGAUCAUUGCAACAUUCUCUUCACUCUUUCCUCAAAGUAGCAGCUUUGUGAUAUUUCUUCUUUUUUUCCUAUAUGGAAUAUCUUCCAUUUCCUUUGCCUUUAUGCUAACAUCACUUUUUAAAAAAUCAACAAAUGCUGGCUCAGCUCAGUAUUUCACCACUGUGGCUUUUGGUGCUAUAGGUCUAACCAUUGUCCUUUUGGAAGACUUUCCAAAAUCCUUUGUGUGGUCAUUAAGUCCACUGUGCGAGUGCACAUUUUUAGUUGGCGUUGCACAGGUUAUACAUCUGGAAGAUUAUGAAAAUGGAGCUGUUUUCUCAAAUUUAACUCAUGGCCCUUACCCACUAAUUAUUGCUCUUACACUAUUGGCUCUUGAUAGCAUGCUUUAUCUACUCCUAGGGAUUUAUUUUGAUCAGGUGAUUCCAGGAGCAUAUGGAUUCCGACGAAGUUUUUUCUUCUUUUUAAAGCCUUCAUUUUGGAUAAAAAGAACAAGAAAUUAUGAGGAAUUGUAUGACAGCUGCAAUUAUGAAAACCUAGAUUUCAGUGAGGUCACUGAGCCUGUACCUUCUGAAUUUAGGGGAAAAGAAGCUAUCAGAAUCAGCCACAUUGAGAAAUCUUUUGUUAAAAAGGAUGAAAUUGUGGAGGCUUUGAAAAAUUUAUCCUUUGACAUAUAUGAGGGUCAGAUCACAGCAUUACUUGGACACAGUGGAACAGGCAAAACAACUUUGAUGAAUAUUCUUUGUGGAUUGUGUCCACCAUCUGACGGGUUUGCAUCAAUAUAUGGAUAUCAAGUUUCUGAAAUAGAUGAAAUGCUAGAUGUAAGAAAGAUAAUGGGAGUUUGCCAACAGAUAGAUAUAUUUUUUGAUGUAUUAACUGUGGAAGAGAAUUUAUCAAUAAUUGCCUCUGUUAAAGGUAUACCUCCCAAUGAUGUAAUACAAGAGGUUCAGAAAGUUUUAUUAGACUUGGAUAUGCAGCUCAUUAAAGAUAAUCAAGCAAAAACCCUGAGCGGAGGGCAGAAAAGAAAGCUGUCGGUUGGAUUUGCAGUUCUUGGAGAUCCAAAGGUAUUGCUGUUAGAUGAGCCAACAGCUGGCAUGGAUCCAUGCUCACGGCAAACUGUUUGGAACCUCUUGAAAAACAGAAAAGCCAGUCGUGUGACAGUGUUCAGUACCCAUUUCAUGGAUGAAGCCGACAUUAUUGCAGAUCGGAAAGCUGUGAUAUCUCGAGGAAUGUUGAAAUGUCUUGGCUCCUCUCUCUUCCUUAAGACAAAAUGGGGAAUUGGCUAUCGUUUGAGUAUGCAAAUAGACAGGUAUUGUAACACAGAAGGUACAGCAUUCUUGAUCAGGCAGCAUAUCCCUGGAGCCAGUCUGUUAAAGGAGAAUGAAGAGCAACUUGUGUAUGCCUUACCAUAUAAAGACACAGACAGAUUUUCAGCACUCUUUGCUGAUCUAGAUACUCAUUCCCAUUUGGGUGUUAUUUCUUAUGGCCUUUCUACUUCAACCUUGGAAGAUGUGUUUUUCAAACUGGAAGUUGAAGCAGAAAUGGGCCAACAGGAUUUGGGGGGUUUUAAUUUAGAGCAAGCUGAAGAGAAAAUGAAUGCAAACUCUGUGGAUGAACUAGAGCAAAGUCUGUUAAUGCUAUCUGUGACAAAAUCUUGUGCAAUAAGCAAUAAGUCUCUUUGGAGAAAGCAGGCCCUUGUUAUUGCAAAGGUUCAUUUCCGUAGUUUUAAUCGUGACAUUAAAUCAAUGUCAGAAGUGUUAGCACUGUUCCUAGUAUUUCUUUGUGUUGAGAUUUUUAUGUUUCACAUGUAUCAAGAAUACUUCAGAAAUGCUGUGGUUCCUAUCAAACUCUCUCCAGAUUUAUACUUUCUUAAACCAAAUGAAACUAAUCAUAAAUACAAAACCAGCCUUCUUAUUCAAAACUGCACUGGAGUAAACAUUGAUGACAUGAUAAUAAACCCACUUCAAAGCCAGAAUAUACUGACAGAAAUGUUCAAUGGCAGUGACUAUGUAUCAGUUUCUCCUCACAAUGCUGCAUUAAAUGUAGUUCAUGCAAGCAAGACCUAUAUCUUUAAAGCUGCUUUUAACCGAACCAUGCUACAUUCUUUACCUCUUAUGAUGAAUAUCAUAAGUAACUUGUACCUACGCAAUUUAAAUGUAACUGAUAACAUCCAUAUCUGGAUUAGCUCUUUCGUUCAAGAAAUUACUGAUAGAGGUUUCAUAAUGGUGAUGAUUGUUCAGUGUUUGACAGUUGGUGUCACCAUGACUGGAUUGCCAUCAUAUUUUGCUAUGGAGAAUGCAGAAAAUCAUAGGAUCAAAGCUUAUACUCAGCUUAAGAUGUCAGGCCUUUAUCCUUCUGCUUAUUGGUGUGGACAAGCAUUAGUUGACAUUCCUCUCUAUUACACUAUUCUUGUUGUCAUGACCGGGAUCUUAUUUGGAGUUCAUCAUGAAAUUAUUUUUUUCCCUAUGAAGAUCUUUGCUGUAGCUUUUUGCAUUAUAGGCUAUGUACCCUCAGUAAUUCUGUUCCAUUAUGUUGUCUCUUUCACUUUUAAAACUAUACAAAACACCAAAGAAUUUUGGUCAUUCAUUUUUCCAACUGCAGCUUUGAUCUGUAUUAUUAUUACUGAUGUAGCAUUUACACAAUGGUCUACCAUAGCCAUUAUAAUUCAAAUGUCCUUUUGUGUCUUCAUUCCAAUCUACCCUCUUAUUGGGUGCUUGAUUACUUUGUUAGAGGAGACAGAGAAGAUUGGUCAAAAAGUGGAAAGAAGUGCAGAAAGAUUGUUGGUUUCAGUAGUAGCGCCCUAUUUACAGUGUAUAAUUUGGCUCUUUCUUCUGCGAUACCUUGAGGUGAAGCAUGGAGGCAAAUCAAUGAGAGUGGACCCUUUUUUCAGAUCUCCGACGCAGCUCAAAGCCUGUAAAUUCCUAGAUGUAUCACACGAAGAAGAUGGAGAUGAAGAUGUUAUGGCCGAAAAGCUGAAAGUUAAAGAGAUGAUAACUUGCCAGGACUGUGAAGAGAAACCAGCCGUAUUGGUCAGCAGCUUACAUAAAGAAUAUGAUGGAAAGACUGAUUUCCUUCUUGGAAGAAAAAUGAAAAAAGUGGCAACUCACUAUCUUUCACUUUGUGUUAAGAAAGGAGAAGUUCUGGGAGUAUUGGGUCCUAAUGGAGCUGGGAAGAGCACAUUGAUUAGUAUUCUAGCAGGAGAAGUUGAACCAACUUCAGGCCAAGUGCUGAUGGGGGAUUAUUGUUUAGGUGAAAAUAACAUGGAUAAUUCCAUGAAAUACAUGGGAUACUGUCCACAGGGAAACCCACUUUGGCCUAAUAUUACACUACAAGAACAUUUUGAAAUUUAUGGUGCUGUCAAAGGAAUGAAUGCUAGCGACAUGACAGAAAUCAUAAAAUGCUUUUCCAAUGCACUUGACCUUAAGGAACAUCUACAAAAAAGAGUGAAGAAACUAGGUGCAGGAAUCAAACGAAAGUUAUGCUUUGCCUUAAGUAUGCUUGGUAAUCCUCAUAUUACUCUAUUAGAUGAGCCAUCUACUGGUAUGGACCCUAUAGCAAUACAGCACAUGUGGAAAGCAAUCCGAGCGGCCUUUAAAAGUAAAGAGAGAGCGGCUAUUCUGGCAACACACUAUAUGGCAGAAGCAGAGGCAGUAUGUGAUCGUGUGGCCAUCUUGGUUUCUGGAAAGUUAAGGUGCAUUGGAACAGUUCAACAUCUCAAGACUAAAUUUGGCAGGGGAUACUUUUUAGAAAUGAAAUUAAAAGAAAUGCCAGAAUCACAGCAGAAGGAACACCUUCAAAGGAAGAUUUUGAGCAUUUUUCCAAAUGCAAAUUGUCUGAAAAGUGUUGCUUCAAUUUUGGCAUAUAAAAUUCCAAGAGAAGAUGUCCAGUCACUUGCAUUGGUUUUUUCUAAACUGGAGGAAGCAAAACAUGCCCUUAAUGUUGAAGAAUACAGCUUCUCUCAAGCCACACUUGAUCAGGUAUUUGUGGAACUUGUGAAAGAACAAGAGGAAGAAGACAGCAAUUUUGGUACAUUAAAUGGAACAAUUAGUUGGGAAAGAUCCCAGGAAGAUCGAGUAAUUUUCUGAUUUGUUAUGGACUGAAGAAUUUGGCUAUUUCAUUUUUCAGGGGCUUUUCUGCCCUGAAAGUAAAUGCUUUUUUUUUUUCCAAAUAUGCACUGAAUACUAUGAAUUUAGAACAUAUUGCUACACAGCUGAAAGGAUUCACCUUCUUUGCCUUACUAAUGCUAUACAUAGGGUGAAAUGCCUAUAUUUUUGUAGUAUUCUUAUUAGGAUGCAAACCUGUGAUCAAGGGGCUAUAGGAUUGGCUGGAUCUUCUUUCUAAGUCUGCAGCAAGCAUGGCAUUUUGCAUAUUGAAUAAUAUAAAAAAUGAAUGAAAUUCUGCAUUAACCUAGUAUUUAUUUUUAUGAAAAAGAUUCUAAUCAUUU